UUUCAUAAUCUAUUCUCCUGUACAUUUAUAGGAUAGUUUCCUAGUAAUUUCCUUCUUGUUCUAUAUGUACUCGUUGCUUUCCAACACAUAUAUAAUGUACAUAACUCUACUGUCACUAAGCUUAUCAAUUAUAUUAUCUCACACAAAUUCCCAUUCUCAUCAUCAAAUUACCUUUCCCCAUAUUGUCGUGAUAGAGUAUAAAACUAUUUCUGGGACGUCAACUAUCAGCUGAAAAUGCUGUUUGGAAAAAAGCGCGGGGUGGCAGAAGAGGGUGGCGGGGCAACCGUAGAAGGAGGAAGCACCACCAAUAACGGUGGUGGAAGUAGUAGUGGCAAUGAGGAUGACAGUUUCUACAGUGGUAGUUGGAGCAACCCAAUUGAGUGUUAUGCAUGCACUCAAGUGGGUGUACCAGUGUUCCACUCUACUAGCUGUGAUCGGGCCGACCAGCCCGAAUGGGAGGCCUCUGCCGGGUCCUCCCUCUACCCGACCCGAACCCGAUCCAAUUUACGCUCUCGGUCCAAACAGGCCCGGGGGAGCCGGCUCCGGAAGUGGCCCUCGGGCCUGUUCGGCCCGAUACUUGACCCGAGGAGCGAGCGGGUCCGGUGGUGGAACCGGGUGAUCCUGCUGGCACGUGCCGUGGCACUAGCCGUUGAUCCUGUAUUCUUCUAUGCUUUGUCUAUUGGACGAGGUGGCUCGUGUCUUUACAUGGAUGGGGUACUUGCUGCGGUUGUAACACUUAUUCGCACGUGUGUGGAUGCUGUGCACUUGUGGCAUUUGUGGCUUCAGUUUCGGUUGGCGUACGUGUCAAGAGAAUCGUUGGUAGUUGGGUGUGGGAAACUCGUGUGGGAUGCACGUGCCAUUGCUUCACAUUAUGUACGUUCUUUGAAAGGCUUCUGGUUUGAUCUCUAUGUCAUACUUCCUAUCCCUCAGGUUGUGUUCUGGUCUGUUGCGCCGAUGUUACUCAGACAGGAUAAGAUUAAAAUUUUGAUGACAAUAUUGCUGCUUAUUUUUCUAUUCCAAUUCCUGCCCAAAGUUUAUCACAGCAUAUAUCUAAUGAGAAAGAUGCAAAAGGUCACUGGAUACAUCUUUGGUACCAUAUGGUGGGGGUUCGGACUUAAUCUCGUUGCUUACUUCAUUGCUUCUCAUGUUGUUGGAGGAUGCUGGUAUGUUCUUGCAAUACAGCGAGUUGCAGCUUGCCUCACACAACAGUGUAGUAGGACAGGAAACUGUGGUAUGUCUUUGUCUUGCUCAAAGGGAAUUUGCUAUGAGUUUUUGAAGCAACCAGAUGCGAUAGCAAGAUGUGGUGUCAACUCCACAAUCACCCAUACGUCGUUUUGCUUGGAUGAUAAUGGGCCUUUCAGUUAUGGAAUCUACAGUUCCGCAGUUCCUGUCAUUUCCAGCAAUGCCAUUGUUAUUAAGAUCCUAUAUCCCAUUUCAUGGGGCUUAUUCCAGCUGAGUACUUUUGGCAAUAAUCUGACUCCAACAAGCCAAUGGGCAGAAGUGUCCUUCUGUAUGUGUCUCGUACUUGGUGGAUUAAUGCUUUUCACCUUAUUGAUUGGUAACAUUCAGGUGUUCCUGCAUACUGUCAUGGCAAAGAAGAGAAAAAUGCAACUGAGAUGUCGAGACAUGGAAUGGUGGAUGAAGCGAAGACAAUUGCCAUCUCGGCUAAGGCGUAGAGUAAGUCACUUUGAACGCCAGAGUUGGUUGACUACAGGAGGAGUUGAUGAGAUGGAGCUAAUCAAAGACUUGCCUGAAGGUCUUAGGCGUGACAUCAAACGAUAUCUUUGCCUUGAUCUCAUAAAAAAGGUUCCACUGUUUCACUGCUUGGAUGAUCUAAUCCUUGAUAACAUCUGUGAUAGAGUGAAACCACUGAUCUACUGCAAAGAUGAAAAGAUCAUGAGGGAAGGGGAUCCUGUUCAAAGAAUGGUGUUCAUAGUUCGUGGACGAAUAAAAAGCAACCAAAACCUUAGUAAAGGCUUGGUAGCAACAGACAUUCUAGGACCAGGAGCCUUCUUAGGUGAUGAGCUCUUAUCUUGGUGCCUUCGAAGACCAUUCAUCCACAGACUCCCUGCCUCAUCAGCAACUCUUGUUUGUCUCGAAUCUAUCGAAGCAUUUGGACUCGAUGCUUAUGACCUACGUUACAUCACCGAACACUUCCGCUACAAGUUUGCCAACGAAAGCCUUAGGCGAACCUUGAGGUACCAUUCUUCGAAUUGGAGGACUUGGGCUGCCGUGAAUAUACAGUUUGCUUGGCGGAAGUAUGUGAAGAGGACUAGAGGUUCAGCAACUCAUGUAGCCUCUCAGAAUGGAGAUCCUGAGAAAAGGCUCCUUCAGUUUGCUGCUAUGUUCAUGUCUUUCAGACCUCAUGAUCAUCUUGACUAGAACUCCACUUUUCAGUUCUGUAUUGUUUCCAUUUCUUUUCCUAUCCUUUCUAAAGUGUAUUUAGAUGUAACAUGUAAAGGACAUUGCUUUAACAUACUCUAAUAUAUUUGUCUUCCAUUGUUUGCUGUAA
This is a messenger RNA of Beta vulgaris subsp. vulgaris (sugar beet), 2512 nucleotides long. Its product is annotated as cyclic nucleotide-gated ion channel 2. The transcript is spliced from 7 exons. Lineage: Eukaryota; Viridiplantae; Streptophyta; Magnoliopsida; Caryophyllales; Amaranthaceae. The coding region runs from base 235 to 2382 and encodes 715 amino acids. The record is from RefSeq and is a predicted model, not a curated record.